Patiria miniata (bat star) is the source of this 2571-nucleotide messenger RNA. RefSeq names its product zinc metalloproteinase nas-13-like. Gene Ontology annotation, biological process: proteolysis. The record is from RefSeq and is a predicted model, not a curated record. NCBI's taxonomy places the organism in Eukaryota, Metazoa, Echinodermata, Asteroidea, Valvatida, Asterinidae. The transcript has 13 exons. Bases 336 to 1781 code for a protein of 481 amino acids. Gene Ontology annotation, molecular function: zinc ion binding; metalloendopeptidase activity.
GUUAUCACUGUCACAGUCACACUUCUUAAGUUAAUGCAUGUACCUGAACUCUGAAAGCGGAUAAUGAAUACCAACGGAACAAAACAGCGUCAAUUCAUACCAGGCAUGCACCCAAAGACCGGUAGCCGAUUACGCAAGUCUAUGUGGUUCCUUUGUGAUAGAGAGAUACCAAUGUUCGUCACAAGACCUGUGACCGCGUACGUCAUAGGAAACGCGCUGGGUUAUAUAAAGGGAGGCCCGGGAGCCCAGUCUACCAACUUGCUCGAUCGACAAUCUCAUCAACCGUUCUUGGCACGAAACACCACUCGAGAGGAGAAAACAGACAGACUGCAAACAUGAUCGUGACGAUGAAGAUGAUACUGCCGCUGCUGAUGGGAGCGUGCUUGGCUGCAGCUUUGCCGCUUCCAGAAGAACCAGAGACCUUUGACAAUGCUACGAUGGAUCUAAGCCCCGAUGGAAUGCCCGUUUUUGAAGUUAUCUUCAUGGAGCCUACCUAUGAAGAUAUGGAAAAGUUUGGAAAGGAAGAUGAGGUGGAAAGCAUGGAGUCGAUUUUGGAUCUGAAUGCACAGAUUACGUCAGGUGUGCAGAACGUCAUCAUGGAAGGAGACGUUGUCGUGGGAUUUAACGUCAAUGAAUAUAACACGACGCGCCCUCUCGAAAACGCCGCUCGAAACCGAAACAGACGCUGGCCAAACGGUGUGGUGCCUUAUUUCAUCGACAAUUCCUUCGAUAGCGGCGCUAGAGGGCGCAUCUUGGGCGCCGUUCAGAGAUACCACCAGACCACGUGCCUGCGAUGGGUGCCACGGACCAAUCAGCGAGACUACGUGCAUAUUGUGCCAAGACAGGGGUGUUUCUCGGCCGUGGGUCGGACGGGCGGGCGCCAGGAGCUGUCAGUAGGAGGCACCUGCAAUUUCGCCCGAGGGAUUAUCAUGCACGAGAUGAUGCACGCUGUGGGCUUCCAACACGAGCAGACGCGAACGGACCGGGACCAGUUUGUCACCAUCUUUUUCCAGAACAUACAACGGGGGCUGGAAUAUAACUUCCAGCGCUACAGCUCCGCUGUCAUUGACAACCUCCAGACCAGGUACGACUACGCCUCCAUCAUGCAUUACCCACGCAACGCUUUCAGCGCCAACGGCCGCGAUACCAUCGUACCGCGCCAGGCUGGCGUGUCCAUCGGGAACAGGAACGACUUCAGCACCACGGAUAGAGUCAAGCUCAACCGCUACUACGAAUGCGAUGGUACAACGACUGGAACUGGAACCGGAACCGGCGGUGAUUGCACUGAUAACAACGUCAACUGCCAGUACUGGGCCAGCGUCGGCGAGUGCCAGAGAAACCCCAACUACAUGACCGUCAACUGCCGCCGUAGCUGUCGACUCUGUGGCGCCGGUUCACCCAUCACCACACCAGCCUCCGUUUGCAUGGAUAUGAACGAGCGCUGCGGAGAGUGGGCCGACCGAGGCGAGUGUCGAAACAACCCAGAUUGGAUGUUGCCCAACUGCGAACGGAGCUGUAACGUAUGCACACAAAGCUCUGACGAAAGCUGCGUGGAUCUGAACGAGAACUGCGACAUGAUGGCCGUCAACGGCGAGUGCGACAUCAACGGCGAGUACAUGAACGAGUACUGCCGCAUGAGCUGCGGCGUCUGCGACGUGACCGGGGAGGGAUCCACGGACGACGGGGCUGGUGGCCGUGGCGGCGUGGACACGGUCAAACUGCAACUCACUUGCCUGGUGCUUGAGGCUGCCAUGGUUUAUGUGGCUUUCCUUAGGCAUUGACGAUCUCGUUUUAUUUGAUUUAUAUAUUGCACUUAUUUGUUGCUUGUAUUAUAAUCGUCGAAGUAGAUGUUGGGUCAGAUUUUAAUACCGUUUUUGGUCGAACAGAGCAGUACUUAUUUUUAGGUUUUGGUCAAGCCUCGUGGCGCUGAUCCAGAACAUUGUUUUGUAAAGAAAAAAAUAUGUUAAUUUUGCUAAGGCCUUAACCACCGCCAACUUGUAUUUUAGGGACCCAUUUAAAUUAGAGUGAAUCAACAAGAGAAUUGGACUUCAAAUCUAACUAUUCGAAGUUAUUCAGAGAAGUAUGUUUGGAUUAGCCUAAUAAAUUGUUUGAUAUGACAGACAAUUAAGCAGUGCCAAGAAAAUUUAUAUUGAACAAAACUAGUGAACUGUCAAAGACGAAAAGUAAAAUUUGUUCAGUGUGUCAUCUAAGUGUCCUUAACAGUGGUCAACUCCGCAGUUAAUAUUUAGAUCUAAAUAUAAUUGGAUAUAAAAUGAACACAUCAUGACAACAUGCAGUCAUUGGAGGGACACGUGGACAAAGUGUCACACCCACAUCUCCAUGGCCGUUCUGCCAUUGCAUGAUUAAAAUACCGCCCUCUCGUGAAAACUGUCGCGGAAUAUGAAUGCAAAUUUAAUACGAGUUGAACUGCUUCGCAUCCAAGACCCUUUAUAAAGGUACUUAUUAUUGUCAUUAAUAAACCCUUGCAUACAAAUUUUCUAUGAUUUGUACUUUUUGUAGAUGCCAAAUAUUAUUUUAAAACAAUAAAGCAUGGUGAUUUGAUCAACCAAA